AUGGUGCUGUUUGUCGAGCGUGGUAUACGCGGCGGUCUCAGCCAAUGCUCCAACCGAUACGCCGCCGCCAACAACAAAUACAUGCCAUCGUACGAUCCAUCGGAACCGUCAUCGUACUUAAUGUACUUUGAUGUAAACAACUUGUGCGGGUGGGCAAUGUGUCAACCGCUGCCCUACGCCAAAUUUCGAUGGGUCGAAAAUGUCGAAAACUUUGACGUAAUGUCCGUUGCAUCCGAUUCGGUUACCGGUUACGUGCUGGAAGUCGAUCUCGAGUAUCCGGUGAAUCUUCACGACGCGCACUCUGACCUGCCGUUCUGCCCGACGCGCGAUAAGCCGCCUGGCAAGCGGGAGGUCAAGUUACUCGCAACGCUGUACGAUAAGCAGCGUUAUGUCAUCCACUACCGUAAUCUACAGCAAUGCGUGCUACAUGGUCUGCGAAUUGCAAAGAUUCACCGCGUACUGCAAUUCGUGCAAUCUCCAUGGCUCCGCAGAUACAUAAAAUUAAAUACGCAGUUUUGGACACGGGCGACAAACGAUUUCGAGAAAAAUUUAUACAAAUUGAUGAACAACGCGGUUUUUGGCAAAACCAUAGAGAAUGUGCGAAAUCACACGGAUGUACGGCUCGUUACACAAUGGGAGGGUCGGUACGGAGCGGAGGCUUUGAUCGCCAGACCAAAUUUCCACAGUCGAAGCGUGUUCUCGGAGAAUCUAGUCGCCGUAGAGUUGCGAAAACUUGAAGUGAAAUUUAACAAGCCGAUCUACGUGGGUAUGUGUAUCCUCGACAUAUCCAAGACCUGCUUGUACGAGUUUCACUACGAGUACAUGGCGUCUCUACCGCGACAAGUGUAA
Messenger RNA from Linepithema humile (Argentine ant), 849 nucleotides. RefSeq lists its product as uncharacterized. NCBI's taxonomy places the organism in Eukaryota, Metazoa, Arthropoda, Insecta, Hymenoptera, Formicidae. Gene Ontology annotation, biological process: DNA replication. The record is from RefSeq and is a predicted model, not a curated record. Gene Ontology annotation, molecular function: DNA-directed DNA polymerase activity; nucleotide binding; DNA binding.